Messenger RNA from Cyclospora cayetanensis, 4677 nucleotides. RefSeq lists its product as uncharacterized. Gene Ontology annotation, molecular function: ferric iron binding; ferrous iron binding; acid phosphatase activity. Lineage: Eukaryota; Apicomplexa; Conoidasida; Eucoccidiorida; Eimeriidae. The coding region runs from base 61 to 4677 and encodes 1538 amino acids. The transcript has 4 exons. The record is from RefSeq and is a predicted model, not a curated record.
GGUCCUACCCCUCGCCGUCUCCUCAUUGGUUGGACGAUCCGGCGGUUCUUUCUCACCAAAAUGCCCGAGUCGCUGUUGGCAGAGAGAUCACGGUCACUGCGGCUGAUGGCUCCAGGGUGCGACUACGGCAUGCAGUUCCUUUAUUCAGCUGUCCUAGUCGCUGGCAAGCAUUCUGGCUCACGUUCUUCCUUGAUUGACACAAGUGUCGAGGACAUUUUGAUUGCAUUUUUCCGUCUAGCGAAUCUGGAAACCACCAGAUUUCCUCUCCAAUGGUAUGCUAUUGAAAAUGCACUCAAACGCUCACAUUCACGGGCAAUACAAGUGGCCUUGAGGCGGCAGCAGGCCGAGCAGCAAGACUAUGACAGUGAUCCCAAUAGAGAGAAGCCACUGGAAAUCACCGUACCUGAGUUUACUUGGUUGCUAGGUCAGCAGGUGAGAGAAUCAGAGUGGUUUUUUGAUGGGAACACAUUUCAUAAACGAGGAGAUUGCUCAAUCCCUGAAAAGCUAAACGACCAUCAUUUGGGAUUCAUGAAGAGCCUGCCAUUCAAUGUACUUAGAGUUGCCCGCGGAAUCGAAAGAGAAGAACCAAGCAAGACAGUGGCGCACCUUCUCGACGAACUCGCGCAGCGCGGCAUCAAAACGGCGAGCGCCUUUCUUCUUAAAACAAAUUUUUUGGAUAUACUGGUUUCCACCAGUGUGAUUGAUGAGACAUUUCUGCAGCUGGAUAUUUUGUCAGAGUACAUCUCGAACUGGGAAGCGUUUAAAUCAAAAAAAGUUGUUCCUCCUUCUAUUCCCUUUGGAGCUUCCACCGACAUCUUGAAGACCCUUAUGAACAAGAAGUCACCGAAAGAGAAGUACCCAAAGUGCCCCACUAUGAGGUGCUACGUUGAAAGUGUCUGGACUCAGAGAGCAGAGCACCCCCUAGACAAGGAUGCGAGACAGAAACAGGAGGAGGAAAAGAAGCCAAAGGAGCAGUCUAGCGAGUCCUUUGCAGAGCUCACGAUUAGGAAGAAAACCGCUAACUCUCUCAAAGUGGUCGCCAUAGGAAAUACAGGACACGAAACUUUUCACAAGAGAAGCAGAAAGGUGUGGGACCGAGUCAAGAGCUUGCUAAGAGCUGAUGAAUUUAUGGCCACGGUGGAGGCAAUGAAGCAGUGGCAUCAGAGGGAAGGCACAGAUAUUGCAUUAGGGAUAGGCGACUUUCUCAGUGAGCCUGGCAUGCUCUCCGUCAGAGAGCCGGCGUUCAGGGAGAAGUGGCACGAUGUCUUCGUCAAGGAAGCGGGAUUGAAUAUUCCGUGGUAUAUGGUGAACGGCGAAGCAGAAUCUAUUCUAACCCCAUCGGCUUCUUAUCGGUACCAUUAUACGAGGCAGGACGUGAACUCUCACAAACCAGACUGGCUACACAAGGCCGUCAUUACGAUGGUCGCCAAUCUUACGAAGGCAGAUGGGGGAGCCGAAGACCAGGAAUUCACUGUUCACCUUAUUUCUAUCGAUACCUGGGCUCUCUUUGGCGGAACACCAUUCUAUGAUAACUUGGGGCACUACCAGGAUAACAUGAUUGCGCUCAGCAAUGCGUUGUUCCAUUCUGCAAAAUCAAAGGCAGACUGGAUUAUCGUGCAGGGUCACUAUCCUUUAACAUCUACUGCACCAGAAGCCGAAGAGGCUCGCUUCUCGUACAUUGAUGACAUGGUGAAGAACGGCCGACCCAGGGGCCCUGAACACCGGCUUGUUGAGUUGUUGACUGCCUACCAAGUAGAUGCUUACGUAUCAGCCCACGACCAUGCUCUGGAGUAUCUGACAAUGUCCGACUUGGAUAAAAACAGCACUCUUGCAUUCAUCACCAGUGGAGGCGGAACACGCAUCAUGAGUGGUAUUUUAGGGAGAGGCUGGAUGGGGGUCAUCCGGGGCAAACUCUUCCCAGUUCUCUGCUGGUCGGGUAAAAGGAUUUUCUACAAACUUGACCCCGGUGGUUGCAAGCCGUCAGAAAAGGAUCAGGCGCUAGCGUACAAAUUUUACGCACCACAAGGGCCCAAUUGGAAGAUUAGUGUGAAGGAACGGAUCUUGAACACUGUGGGCUUCGCUUCAAUGAAGAUAACGAAGGACUUUCUCAUUGUUGAUUUCAUAGAUAGCAGAACCGGCAAAAGAACUGGGAGAAAGCUACACAAACAGACUAAUAGAGAUGCACGUGCCAUCAAAUUCAUUGACUUCUGGGAAGAUGCUGAUUUGAAGUAUAAGGAACUCGAAAUUGAUCAUGCAGCAUUUGAAGAAGAAAACCGCGAAAGAGUGGCAAGUGAAAUUGCGUUUCAAACGAGGACCCCAAUUCUGUCAGAGAGGGUGAGGCUUUACGAGAAGGAGCUUGUCAACAUGUACAACGAAUACCAGCAGCUGAAAACUAAGAAGGCAAUGUAUGAGACCCUCACUGCUCAGAAAGCUGCGGCACUUGAAGCACAGGGGGAGAACUUGAGAGAAUCAGCACUUAGCGAGGGUAUGUAUGAGCAGACUGAGCGAAUCAUGGAGCUUAUGUACGUUAUCGCUGCUGAUCACACAUACCUGUGGUCCAGGUACGAAGCCUUGAAAGCACAGAGAAAGCUCCUUCCUGCUCAUGACAACCAGCAAGCAGAGGCAGUGCUCAAACUAGAAAAAAGGCUUGCUGAGGUCAAGAAAGAGAGAAGAGACAUACAUAAGAAAUGCAUUGAACAGGGAUAUUCCCCAAACGCGACUGAUGCGGAGCAGAUUAGGGAGCUGGCUAUGAAAGCACGUAUCUUGAAGAACGACAUUCAAGAGCUUGAAAGCCAGAUGGACAAACAAGCUCAGGAAGGAGCCCCAGCACAGAAACCAGCAGACGAAGAGACCGUGGACGAAGUUGAAAUCAAACCUGUUAACAUGACAUUAGAGGCAAGGAUUGAGAGGAGGAAGAAGCAGCUUGCAGAUCACAAGAGCAUAAUGGAGGAGGUUGAGAAGCUUCCUGCCGGAGAAAAAGAAAAGCUCAGGAGUCACCUUGAUAUGAUGCAGAACCAAAAGAAUAAAUUGAUGGUGGAGAUAGAAAAGCUCGAAAGUAUUCUCAGCAGGAAGGGGUGGGCGGCCGACAGGAGGCCGUCGGAACUAUGGGAGCAGCGGUUAAAGCAGUUUGAUCUGGAGCAAACUUUGAAGCAGCUGCGUGCAUACAAAGCUUCUAUCAUUGGCCUUCCCAAGUCGCAGACAAGAGCCAAAGACCUGAGUGGCGGAGUCAUCAACAUCGAUUUGCAAAUAUUAGAGCUGGAGGAACAGCUGUCGGAUCUGAGUGAUGAGCUGCUCGGCACAGAAGAGACACCGCUGCAGGCACGAUUCAAGCAGGAAAUAACAAAGUUGCGGGAACUAAACGUGCUGGCAGAAAGCAGGGCGACGCUCCCGCCAGAGAUGCUGGAAGAUCCGGUGGUGAGGAAGACUUUAGAGGACGUUGAGCAAAAAUUAGUUGUAAUACAGCAAAAUGUCGAAGUCAUAGAUGAAGAGAUGCGAAGGGAACUGAGUGCUCAAGAUGAAGCAUGGAUCAAACGGAUGAUUGUUAGAGGGGCAGACAUGAAGGAGCUAGCCGAGGAGUUCUCUAUUGACAUUCAGGCUGUAGUUGAAGAAGACGAAAAGGCACGGAGAGAAGAUCCGCAGAGACAGCUCACUUGGCUAGCUGAGCAAGAGUGGAUAGUGCGGCAGCGGCUUGCGAGGUACGCGAAACUGCCCCCGAACCAGGCAGAGAGGUAUGUCGAGGAGAGAACGCGCCUGCAAGCCAGGCUUACUGAGCUCUUACGGCUGAAAGAUGAAGCCGAAGGAGCCCUGGCGGCCAAACAAGCGGCGGAUACGCAGGAAGACACGGCAGCACACGCAGAGCAGAAGGAACAAAAGGAGGACACCGACGACGAAGCGAGUGAAAAGAUACAAGGGCAAAAUGAAUCAAGCGAAGAGGAAGUAAGCGAGGAGGCAGUAGACGGGUUAGAGGAAGAAUUGCUGUUUUCAGAUGCACAGGAGGUGGAGGAGGACGGGGAUGUAUCGCCAGAUGGCGUGUCCGAGAAUGCAAGAAUUUCUCCAGAUACAUCAGAAACAACGUUGCAUGAGGCUGACGACUCCCUCCUGGACAGCAGAGGUUUUGCUGAUAGUCCCGGCGGCAAGGAAUCCUCAAAGGAAGGUGGUAACGAAGUGAACGGAGCAGAAGAGGAAGGUCUGCAGCAACGUCGCCUUGCUGAGUUGCUGGAAUGGUUCCAGCCAAAGAAAGAGGAGACUCCAGUGAAGGAGCUGCAAAAGAUCGACCUGGGACCGAAGGACCCUUGCGAAGGCGAUCCUAUGCUAUAUGUUGUGGUGAAGAAGGCCAUAAAUGCAGAAUAUGGCGCGCAGUUCGCGGAACGGUGCAAGAAGGUUUUCGCUUCCCGAGCUCACAGGGCACAGCGACGGUUUUUGGGUCUAGUGGACGACAGCGGAAAUCCUGGUUUUUAUAAUUGGCCGCAUAUACACAUUGUGAGGGGAUUCAAGUCUUUGUUUGGUACCACAAGGCUCGGUGCGUUUGCUGCGCUUAUGAAAAGUAUGAGAGAGAGAAUGGAGGACAUUAACAGCAAGAUCGGCGUUGCCACGUUCGAGGACAUACUGGAAUCAGAAGAAACACUUGAGCAGACGGACCUAGAAGAAUUUGUCGUGGUAGACGAAGACGCCGAUUAA